AAUAAUAAUAAUAAUAAUAAUAAUAAUAAUAAUAAUAAUAAUAAUAAUAACAAUAAUGAUGAUGAUGAUGAUAAUGAUGAUGAUAAUAAUAGUAAUAAUAAUAAUGUUAAAAAUAAUGAUAAUGGUGAUAAUCAUAAUAAGGAUAAUGAUAAUAAUAACCAUCAUCACCAUCCUCGUUAUCAUCAUCAGCAGCAAAACUUUUACAAUAAUAAUAAUAAUAAUAGUAAUGAUAAUAAACUGUAUAAUAACAAUAAUAAUAAUAAUGAUAAUGAUAAUGAUAGUAAUAAUAAUAAUAAUGAUAAUAAUAAUAAUAAUAAUAAUAAUAAUAAUAAUAAUAAUAAUAAUAAUAAUAAUAAUAAUAAUAAUAAUAAUAAUAACAAUAACAAUAACAAUAAAAAUAACAAUAACAAUAACGAUAAUGAUAAUGAUAAUGAUAAUGAUAAUGAUAAUGAUAAUGAUAAUGAUAAUGAUAAUGAUAAUGAUAAUGAUAAUGAUAAUGAUAAUGAUAACAACAACAACAACAACAACAACAACAACAACAACAAC
Penaeus monodon (black tiger shrimp) is the source of this 546-nucleotide messenger RNA. RefSeq lists its product as uncharacterized. The record is from RefSeq and is a predicted model, not a curated record. The annotation marks the transcript as partial. NCBI's taxonomy places the organism in Eukaryota, Metazoa, Arthropoda, Malacostraca, Decapoda, Penaeidae. The transcript is spliced from 5 exons.